Messenger RNA from Vespa mandarinia (Asian giant hornet), 4504 nucleotides. RefSeq lists its product as uncharacterized. The record is from RefSeq and is a predicted model, not a curated record. NCBI's taxonomy places the organism in Eukaryota, Metazoa, Arthropoda, Insecta, Hymenoptera, Vespidae.
GAGAGAAAAAGGGUGCAAUUGAGAAAAGAGGAAGGGACAUAACGAGAGAGAGAGAGACACACACACAGAGAGCGAGUGAGAGAGAGAGAGAGAGAGAGAGCGUGAGCGUGAGCGAGAGAGAGAAAGAGAACGAGAGAGCGAGAGAGAGAGGGGGGGGGGGGAGGAAAAAGGAAAUAACGCCGAUAAAGUGUAUAAAAUCUCGUACGUAGUGUUGCGUUCGUAAAGAGAAGAACUUGUUAAUACGGAGAAAAGGACGCGAACGAAAAGGAAGAAGAAAAAGAUACGGAAUGAUGAUCGGUGACGGCGAUUUGUAAACGAUGUAAGAACUUAAAUGAAUCUUUUAGUGUUAAACGAUAAUCUCUCUGAUAGAUAGAUAGAUAGAUAGAUAGAUAAAGAGAGAUAGAGAGAGAGAGGGAAAGAGAGAGAGAAAAGAUUCCGCGUAAACGGAAACGCAUCGAACGUUUUCAUAUUCCGAGCGGUGCUUCGGUUCGACGACGACGACGAUCUAGAUUACGACGACGACGACGACAACGACGACAACGACGACAACGACGACGACGACGACGAUAACGACGAUAACGACACAACAACGACAAAAAUACUUAUAUCCAUUUAUAUAGGUAGAUACGUACGUAUAUACCUACGUACGUAUGUAUUUAUGUAUGUACAACGAUCGACGAAGAGGUGGACGAUGAUGCUGUCGGAGAAAUGUUCUACGGCUGUUGCGUAUCGAUCGGUAUCGUCCCUUCGAAACGACGACGAUCAACUCCGUCGUCCCUUCUUAUUCGUCUAAACGAGAACGAGAACGAAAACGUCGUGUUUUUUUUAAACGACGAUACACUCUACAAAGUAAAAAAAGAAAAAGAAAAGAUAAAAAAGAAAAAAAACUGGAAUUGACCGAGUGAAUGAAGAAAGAACGAGAGAGAGAGAGAGAGAGAGAGAGAGUGUGUGUGUGUGUGUGGUGUGUCAGAGAAAGAAAGAGAGGGAUCAGAACCCGUAUGGUAUUACUAUAUAAACAUAACAUUUGUGUGUCUCUCGUUCUUCUUCUAUCGUCUCUCGUGUCGCUUUCUAACUUAGUCAGCGAAUUAGAUGGAGAUCGAAAAAAGGAUCAACCAAGUGAAAACGAUUAAAUUGUUGAAAUAUAAUGCGGUGUGCGUUGAAGGACGUGUUUUAAAGAUUUAACAAAAAAAAAAGAAAAAAGAAAAAAAAUAGGAAGAAAAAAGAAAAAGAAAGAAAGAAAGAAAGAAAGGAAGGAAGGAAGGAAGGAAGGAAGGAAGGAAGAACAACGAAGGAUAAAAGAAAAGAAAAGGGAAGAAAAUUUAAUAUCUAAAGUGUUAAAUAGAGAAAGUGGAACGGGACAAAAGUGAGGAGACAAAAGAGGAUUCGGCAUGUUCUUUGCCGGUGUCAAAAGUUGGCUCGAAACAUUGGGCGGGGUGGUGGUGGAGGAGGAAAAGGAGGAAGAGAAAAAAAAGGAAGAAGAGGUGGUGAAAGAAGAGGAGAAGGAGAAGGAGGAGGAGGAGGAGGAGGAGGAGAAGGUGGUGGAGAAGGAGGAAAGAGCGAGGGAAGAGGUGAAUGUGAAGGUGGUUAAAAAGAUUGUGCUAGUGUUGAACGAGGAGUUGGAGGUGGUGCUGAAGGAGAAAAAGAAGGAAGAGGAAGAGGAGGAGGAGGAGGAGGAGGUGGAGGAGGAGGAGGAGGAGGUAUGGAAGCUGAAACCGGUCGAGCGUCAUCUCAUCACCAGGGGCUGCAGCUCACCCUGCCAUCCCCGGGAAUCUCCGGAUUGGACGUCGUGAGAGCUCUGCACCAGACGGUUAUAUCACUGCGAUCAGCGUUGGAUUCAUCGCGAGAAGAACUUCGUCGAUUGAAGGAAAGUGUCGGUGAAUUUUCCGAAGGGAAAUACGUCGAGGUUGUUGAAAGAUUGGCCCUGGAGAAUCACGUCUUAAGGCGUAGGAUCCUUAGCCGUAGUACCGACUUUUCCAAUGAUGCUGCUACGAGUCCGCAACCGACGUCGCCGUCUUCGCCGCCGCUGCUGCUGUCGCACCAGUCUCGUUUCGUUCCACUUCAAGUAGAAGGAGACCCUACCAAGCCAUCAUCAUCGUCAGUGAACACGGCUAGCGCCACGAUGGAAGCGUCAGGGAAUAAAGUUGUCGUCGAGGAGACGGCAGAGACGAUCAGAACAAGUGGGAGCCGGCGAAGUACUGGUGGCUCGAGUCCGGAAACUCAAGCUCGUGGUACAUCGGUGAUACGCCGUGUUCGACGUGAAUUUCCGUCAUUGUCUACGGAGACAUCGGUCGAACAAGAAGAAAACGAAAAAGAUCGACAACAGCAACAGCAUAUCUCGGGAGAUGGUACACAGUUUAGAUAUAUUCCGAAUCAGGAUGAUUCCGUUACUAGUGCUAUAGUAUCAGUGCUGUCUAAAGAAAGUAAAGAGGACAUUCGCGAGGACAUCCAGGAUGAUGUCCAGGACGAUAACGAGGGUUCAGUCGUUGUAGAUCGUCUUGAUAUACCAGAAAAAGAUAGUGAAGAUUUGAGUCUUAGGUCUGUUUCCGACGGUGAUAAUUCUGUAUUCAGUGACAAUCCUGAACCUCAAUCGCCGCCUCAGCAAAGACCUAUACAACAGCAAGUUCAACAACAGCAACAUCAGAAUCAGCAACAACAGCAACAGCAUAGACAACAGAGUCAGUCGGGUGAACAAGGGAAAUUAAAUGAUCAAUCUGAAAAUGAUUCGGAAGAGCUCGAUGAUAUAGAGCUGAUAUUUACGACCGAUGAUACCUGUAGGGAUCUAGGCCUUCAAGAAGAUCUCGUUUCCAUCACGGAAACCGAUGCCUGGCAACAACCAAGUCCCGCCGGGCAACCGGUCCUCCUAAAAUAUACCAAAUCCGCUGAUGGAGAAUCUCUUGUUUGCAACGGCGAUAAGACAAGUUCUGUUGAAGAAGCAGUCUCAUCUCAAAGUUCAAGUAUCGAUCGCGAAGAGAGUGUCGAUCGAUUCGACGAGAGUUCCAAUACUAGAUUGAACAAGAUGUGGUCUCAAUGUUCUGUACUCGUAGAAACUGAUAUUAGCAAGUGUGGUGUACUAGAGGAACCUGAACAUUCCACUAGGCAUGCAACUAGGAGGAACACUUUGGCCGCACCACCGACGGCUUACAGGCCAAUAAUACAUCGAGAAGCUUUGGCUGGUAACCGAAGAAAAAGUUCAGCACCUCUUCGUCCUGUAAUGGAUCGGAGUAGUGGUGCCAAACGUGAGUCAGGAGCACAAACCGACAUUUCGGCCCUCCCGGCACAAUGGCGUUCGGAAAGCUAUCUCGCACACAAAGUGGCUCACACGUUUACAACGCUUCCAAGUAAAUUCGCUUUACCGGCUGGUGUACCCGGAAGGCUCAGGUUGUCUGACAAGACACGCGAGGCAAGACGAGUGUUACUCUCGGACAUCAGUUUCACCAGCAUGGUUCCAGAAUUGUCAAGAAGUGCUGAUCAUCUCUGUCACGAUCCGCAUGCACAGACUUGCUUAGGAUCUCGUGGCUGUGGACACCGUACACCGGAAGUAAAUCGUCGGGAAUCCUUAGGAUCACCAGCAGGCUAUUGGCCUCGUUGUAAUCCAGGAACGGCUUUACCAAGUCCUUGCGAUUGUCGUCUGUCGGCCGAUCUUUAUUCCUCGAGAUAUCGAGGUUCCUUGAGCUCGAUACCAUCGCCAGGAUUAGAAGUCGUGAGUGGGCCACCAAGGAGACACUCUUGGAGAGCAACAGCAGCUUCUUUCGACACAUGGAGAGUUCCUGUUGCCACUUCUACACCUAGACCGACCUGGUCCUCUAUGCCAUCUUCUCCCACUCAUGUUCACCCACCUGCUACAUCCUCGAGAUCCUCGAAGAAUAUACCAAAGAGAACACGUUCGAAAGUCACUUUUCAAGAGUGCCCAAUGACGCGUGGCAGUUUACCUAACUUGCGAUCAGACAUAGUAGGAGCCGGUGACAAUAGCGGAGAUUCAACGGAAUCGCUGAUAGACGAGGCGGAGGAUUAUUUGCGUCGCAGUAUCGAUUCGAUGCUGACUAUUUCAAGUACCAGUGCUAGUACGGAUUAUUGGAACAGACAAACAGCGGCCAGACGAAGGAGAACUCGAAGACACUCCGAACCUGAUCUUGCACGCGAGUGGAUUCCCCCUCAGGAUGCGAGACCGUACCUGCCAAAGAUACCAAGAGAUUUGAAGUUAGAUCAUCUUGUAAAAGUAAUCUCACCGGAAGGAAGAGUACUUCAAGGUCGUGUACGAUACGUUGGUCCUGUUCCUGGUCGAGAAGAUUCUCACGUUGGUGUUGAAUUACCGAACGUUAAUGGUUCAUCCGAUGGCACUUUUCAUGGUAGAAGAUUUUUCGAUUGUGAACCUGACCGUGCGAUCUUCGUGCCGUUCAAAAAGGUCGUUUUGGCUUGGUGCACUGCCUGACCCGAUGCAUCCACUUCGAAAGUAACGCCAAGAAUUUUACUCUCACAAUAUACUAUGUAAAUGUGGAUACGGCGG